GCAUAAAUGUUGCAUUGAUGGAAGAGCGGCCCACUGCAACGCCAUCUCGAUGGAUAUGUCUGAACUUGACGCACUGCAGAGCAGCCUAAACCACGCUCUGGAUGCGUUCCGAGAGGAACUGACGAAGGCAAAACUGCCACAGUUAUCAACGUUCAGUAUUGAACCCCAUCCGUUGGAUGCUCCGGAGUUCCUGCCCUCUCCACGCUUAUAUGAAGCUCGAAGACUCGCACUAGCAUGCGUUGGCCAACUCAAAACACUUUUGCAGUCUCCGUAUGAGAAAGUAGUUGAGCAGACUCUGGCUCCUUAUGACGCAGCGUGUUUGGACAUAGUUCUUAGAACUGGGGUCAUCGACAAGCUCUCGGAAGAUGCCUACAGAAGCACCGGAUUGCAUGUGCAACAGCUCCACCAAUUCUUGGACCUUGAUCCGUUCAAGCUGACGGCAAUUCUCCGGUAUCUUGCUGCGGAAGGAUGGUUACACGAAAAGAGUGAAGGAAUAUAUGCACUCAAUCGUCCUACAUUGGAAUUGUGCCUAGGGAGAAAUGGACGAAAAUGGGCGCUUACACAGGGAAAGGGUAAAAUUGCAGAUUCUCUGCUCGAUGCUAUCACCCAUCCUGGUUGGAAAUACUCGACUUCGCCACUGGAGACAGCUUUCCAGCUCUCCCAUCACACUCCAUUGUCUCUUUUCGACUACCUCAAAGCCAACCCUGCCGAACUUCAACAAUGGGCAAACUCAGUGCGGACUUACGGAGAUGCUGCAGAAUCGGCUCUGAUGGCGGAUUUUCCUUGGAAAAGUCUGAAUAGCCAAACUAUCGUUGAUUGUGGAGGGGGUCAAGGAUAUCUUACCAUCUCCUUGGCACGAAUUCUCGAAGAUGUCACGUUUGUGAUUCAAGAUCUACCAGAAGUCAUUCCUAUAACAAAAGCGAACGUUAGCCGGGAAAGUCCAGCAGCAGCUCAAGAUGGGCGGAUCAUCGUUGAAGCGCACGACUUCAGGACACCGCAAGUGCGACGAUCUGGAAAUACGACCUAUGUGUUUCGAUUGGUUCUUCAUGACUGGACAGAUCAAGACUGCACUGCGAUACUCAAGAACAUUCCGGCAAUAUAUGGAGCAACCAAAGUCAUCAUCAUCGAGUAUGUUGCUCAACCUUGCGCCAUAUCGUCGAUGGCACAGGAUCAAUGCGACGAGAGCCUCAGGAUGCUCACUGAUACCGAGAAGUACGCUGCAACUUUACCGCCACCAUACGUGCCCUUGAAUUUCGGUGUUUGCGCGAAAAUGAACCUUGGCCUUGGUGUCCAUCUCCUCGGAGUGUACAACGCCCGUGAACGAUCUUUGCUUGAGUGGGACAAUAUAAUUCGAAACGCGGGAAUGCAAAUAGCUGCAGUGUAUCCGCUUCGAACUAAAUUGUCCGUUAUUGAAUGCGAUGUUGUGGCUUCAGAUUGAGCGACGAGGUGGCGCUAAUGGAGUAGCGCCAUUAACGCUCUGAAUAGGGUGUGGAGUUAUCCGUGGUCAAUUUAGAUGCGAAGACGUUCAAGGACAUUAGCGACAGUUUGUAUGACCUAGAGUGAGAUCGAGGAAUCUGUGUGCAUUAUGUACCAAAUACUUAUGGUAUGGUCUUCUCUGUAAAUCCACUAGGCGACUUACUCCACUGCGACACCGUACCUUACCAAAAAAUUUUGCAGUCUAGGCUCAAAAUGACACCUGGCUUUCCACAACGACAGACAAGACUCAGG
Messenger RNA from Desarmillaria tabescens, 1728 nucleotides. Its product is annotated as S-adenosyl-L-methionine-dependent methyltransferase. The coding region runs from base 50 to 1438 and encodes 462 amino acids. Gene Ontology annotation, molecular function: O-methyltransferase activity. The transcript is spliced from 10 exons. The record is from RefSeq and is a predicted model, not a curated record. Lineage: Eukaryota; Fungi; Basidiomycota; Agaricomycetes; Agaricales; Physalacriaceae.